AAAACUUCGCAGGUAAGCUACGUCCUGUCCUGUCCGGGUCGGCCCUACCCAAGCAAAUGAUCGACGCUACAGUUGCCUUGCUUUUCCUCGUUCAAGAAGGCGGUCGUAGAUCGAUGACGCAACGAUAUCCAGUUCAGCUAGCGCACUGAUGACGUUGAGCAUGCCAGCUGGGAGAUCGCAAUCCAGGCAGCUUUCACCGGUCAGCACUCUACGAAUCAUUUGAAACCGGGGUUUUUUUUAUUCAAGGAUAAGCUUUGGAUGGCUCCUUCUACAAGGUUAAUUACAGGAAUCAUUGGUGCCAUUACUUCCAGCCGAACCGGCCAGCCCCUUGCUGAAUUAUUUGGCUUCCAGUGCUUCGAUUGCUGAAUGCUUUGGCUUCCAGUGCUUCGAUCACUGGAGCAGUUCUGCGUCAAUGCUCAUGGCUUAUACGGAAAUAACGGAAGAAACCUAUAUUGCUGUGAAUGAUACGACACAACCACAGGACCAAUACCAACAAUGUCGCGAUCAGGGUUUGCCGUGCGCCACUGACAAAAAGGAGGCGUCUCUGUAAUCAUCCCUGGGCUUGGCAGGAAGGCGCCGCGCAACCUCACGCUGACUUCCCAGCACCGCCCUCCCUGCGCCAAAGCAGCGACAGCUCGUCGCCGUGCUGCGCCACGUACUGGGAACUCGAUGCCGAGUUUUCCCUUUCCCCACGGCCACACUGACGAAUCUUCAGGGAAGCGCUCUACCAGUGCAGUCUUUCAAACUCCUAACCAAUGAUCGCCGGAUGACAAACCAAGUAACAACCCAUUUUGAUCACCACGUAUACAUCACACUAGAAUGUGAAUUUGAGAACCGAAAGCAAGUGAUUCUCUCUAAAAAAGAACGACCGAACAGAAUACUCAGAGAGCACUGGCCUUGUCUGGGACAUGUCGUUGCCCGGGAACAAAAAACCGGUCCAAAGGUUUGAACAAUGGAGCAGUAGCGUUGCUCUUUUCCAACUUAUAAAUACCCUCCUCCCGUGUCGCUACCACACUCGCCAAGCUCACACUGGCAACUGUUUGGAGGAGGAGCUGAGCCUAGCAGGUAAGGAUAUGGAGAGCAUGGACGCGUGCGGCGGCGGCAAGAAGCGCGCGCUGACCUCGGAGCUAGCGCAGGUGCUCGCCAUGGUGCGGGAGCUGGAGGCGCGCAUGGACCAGGACCUGCCGGUGGCCGCGAGGGAGCUCUGCGGGGCGCUGGCGUCGUCCAUCGACAGGUCCAUCCGCAUCGCCAGGUCAUGCUGGCCGGAGCCGGAGUCGCCGGAGUCGGGUGACUGGAGCGCCCAGAACCGGGCCGGCGGCGGCAAUGCCCGCAAGGACGCCCAGUUCAAGAGGAGGAAGGGGGUGCCCAGUGUGAGGAGGCAGGUGCGGGCGACGUCGGUGCAGGACAUGACCGCCCUGAACGACGGGCUCAGCUGGAGGAAGUACGGGCAGAAGGACAUCCUUGGCGCCAAGUAUCCCAGAGCCUACUUCAGGUGCAGGCACCGGCACACGCAGGACUGCUACGCGACCAAGCAGGUGCAGUGCGUCGACGGCGACCCGCUGCUCUACGACGUCGUGUACCACGGCGCGCACACCUGCGCCCAGGCCGCGCACCCCAGCGCAGAGCAGCUGCAGCCUGGUAACGCCGGUCAGGAGCAGAGCUUGAUGAGUGCGCGGGAAACUGAAGGCCUUCAGGCCGGGUUAGAGUCUAUGACGCCGUUCUCCGGCAACGACAACGGCGCCAUCGGUGGCGGCUUCCUCCCGCUCCUCUCGCCGACAAGCUUGGAGUGCCCGUUCAGAAGCAGCUACGCGGCAGGCGACCUCGGGGUUGACAUGGAGUUGGAGCCUCAGUUCGAGGAGUUUUUCUGGAAUCCUACCGAGUCUUUCCAAUGGUAGAUUAAGCACCUGCCAAGUAGCUGGGCAAGCCCAAUAUAUAGCACGGUAGUUGUACUGAA
Messenger RNA from Phragmites australis (common reed), 1954 nucleotides. RefSeq names its product transcription factor WRKY19-like. NCBI's taxonomy places the organism in Eukaryota, Viridiplantae, Streptophyta, Magnoliopsida, Poales, Poaceae. Gene Ontology annotation, molecular function: DNA-binding transcription factor activity; transcription cis-regulatory region binding. The transcript has 4 exons. The record is from RefSeq and is a predicted model, not a curated record. Bases 909 to 1895 code for a protein of 328 amino acids. Gene Ontology annotation, cellular component: nucleus. Gene Ontology annotation, biological process: regulation of DNA-templated transcription.